This is a messenger RNA of Brienomyrus brachyistius, 3884 nucleotides long. RefSeq names its product MICAL-like protein 2. Gene Ontology annotation, molecular function: protein binding. NCBI's taxonomy places the organism in Eukaryota, Metazoa, Chordata, Actinopteri, Osteoglossiformes, Mormyridae. The coding region runs from base 190 to 2367 and encodes 725 amino acids. The transcript has 16 exons. The record is from RefSeq and is a predicted model, not a curated record.
AUUGUUUCAUUUUGUAGCGGAGCGAGCGAAUAGUGAUAUCAGUAGUACGUCUGUGAUGCUUGUUAGUGCUAUUGCCGCUGCAUUUGCUUUAUUUCUAACUCAGUUUAACUUGUGAUCUGGAUACACGCUGAAUUUCGUAAAACUUCAGAUUGACGCUUUAAACGCGGUGAUUUUUUUUUGUUGCUAGGGAUGGCUGCCGUCAAGGCACUCCAACAGUGGUGCCGAAUCCAAUGUGAGGACUACCGGGAUGUGUCCAUCACCAACAUGACGACCUCCUUCAGGGACGGAUUGGCUUUCUGUGCCCUUAUCCACAAACACAGACCGGACCUCAUAAACUUUGACUCCCUUCGUAAAGAAGAUAUUUACGAAAACAACAAACUGGCUUUCAACGUAGCUCAAGAGCGCCUAGGAAUUCCUGCGCUGCUGGAUGCAGAAGACAUGGUGAACCUUAAAGUCCCAGAUCGACUCAGCAUCCUCACCUACGUCUCCCAGUACUACAACUACUUCCACGGUCGCUCGCCAAUCGGGGGUAUGGCUGGUGUGAAGCGACCAGCAGAGGACCCCAUGGAGGAACCUGGGAAGAAAUGCCAACCUGUGAUCGCCAAACCGUUCUCCAAACCUGCCACAGAAAACCAACCACCCCAGACCCCCACCUCUCUGAACCCCUCAAAGAAUCCACCCCAACAAAGCUUUGCAGCAGAGAAAAAGAAGGUUCUUGUUGAGAGCAAUAAAUUGGGGAAUCUGAACAGUACCUGUAUGGUUUGUAAGAACCACGUUCACCUGGUGCAGCGACAUCUGGUGGAUGGGAAGCUGUAUCACAGGAACUGCUUUAAGUGUAAGGAGUGUUCUAACGUUCUCCUCUCCGGAACUUACAAAUCUGGCCCAGAACCAGGAACCUUCGUCUGUAUCACUCACCAGAACCCGAUAUAUAUCAAAACACCUACUGUGGCCCAAGAAAAGAAGGGGCUGGUUGUUAAUAAAGUGGCAUCUGGCUGGUCGGGACUCGCCAAUCAGAGCGAUCAUUCAUCCCAGCAAGGCCUGGCAAGCACCAAGCCUAGCAACACAACCCCCGCUGCUAAGCUAUGGACGGCGUCGGCCGAGAAGACCCAGGCGGCCCGCCAAAAGUUCCUCCAGUCCACACCCAAUACCCCAGAGAACUCUAAAAUUACUAACGUGGGCCCUGGCAGUGUCUCCUUCAGCCUGGAUACUGAGAAGGACAAAGCAAAGUCGCUAAUAUCAAAGAAGAUAACAGAGGGAAGCUCAAAUGACAACAACGCCUUCUACCGCUCAGGUCUGAAAUCACUGGACAGCAAGACCCCUCCUGAUAGCAGGUUCACCAGCAGUGCCUCAGUAGAUGACAUACCCAGCUGGAGGAGGACCCUGAAUACCCCGGGUGCAGCAGGAGUAAAGGCAGCACCGGCUGUGCAAAUCGGGGGCAUCUCAGCUAACAAGGAGCCCCAGCGGUUAAAGAGAACCUCAGCGGAGGCCCCACGACCCGCGGGCACCAUGUCCUCGAGCGGCAAAGUGGCUGAAAAUUCAGUGUCUCCAUUGGACUGGCGGUCGCAGCUGAAGCCUGUAUCAAAAGGGUCAAGGCCCGCCGACUCCGAGAAGUCGUCAUCUGCCGCCGAGACGAAGCACAGGUUGCCCUUGGAGCCGUCGGCACACAAACCCACAGACGUGGUGCCGCCCCAGCCCUCUCCGGCCCCCGCCGCCUCUCGUCCUGCCUCGUCAGGCUAUCAAAGAACACCGUCUCCGGAACCGUCACUCAACGGCUCUGCAAGUUGGGACUUUAAAAAUGGGAAGGGUUCAUCAGACACAAAUACCUCCAAGCCUGAAAUCCAGUCACCUAAGUCCAAGUCAGACUACAUACCCAAAGAGGAGAUCCUGAAGGAGCUCGAGGAGAUCGAGAACAAUCUAAAUGAACUGGAGAAGAAUGGAGUGGAGUUGGAGAAACGACUCCGUCGCUGUGAGGAAGCGGAGGAUGAGGAUGUCCUGGACGAUCUCAUGGUGGACUGGUUCAACCUUAUCAGAAAUAAGCAAGUUUACAUGAGACGGGAAUCCGAGCUGGUCUACGUCGCGAAGACCCAGGAUCUGGAGGAGCAGCAGCCGGGGGUGGAGGGUAAACUUCGGCGGCUGAUGGAGAAGCCAGAACACCUGAAAACUAUGGCAGACAGAAAGAGAGAGGUAGAGCUCAUGGAAAAGCUGGUGGAGAUCGUUAAUGACAGGAACGCCAUCUUAGAGGGACUGGAUGAAGAUCGGUUGAGAGAAGAGGAAGAGGAUGAGCAGUUGAAUCAGAUGAUGAAGAACCUUGAUAUAAAGAAACCCAAACCCAAGAAAAAAUCCAUUUUUGGAAAGUUAUUCAGCUGAAAGUCGAAGGAGACAAUGGAAGACUGAUCUUCAAAGAGACUCCAAUGGUCCAGUUUCUGACUGCUAUCUUUGUAAUGCUUGGCUCUUGGUUGAUCAUCCUGAGUGUUUUUAUCUGACGGGAAACGCCUGCGUAGCCCUAAAUAUUGAGCUUGUCCAUAAAUCCAGCUUGAGAGGUUGCUGUAGGUGACAUCGAUUAUGUGUUCUUUGCAAAAGCGUGUCACUUUCCUUAACUUCUGAUAUAUAUUUGGCAUCCUAUACAAAUUCAAAUGAAUUUCCAUUUAAUUAGUCACAAUGGCACAGCAGAGAUGUGUGAUUUUGAAUGAUUUGGUCGUCUGUGGUAAUCUCUUCUUUUUAACAUUUAAAGGGAUUUUAGAAUAUCAAACAGCCACUGCUGCUAAUUCUGUUGCUUCAGUGAGUUGGCUCAGACUGACUUUGCUCAACAUUUUAGGUGAUUCACGCUCCCUCCAUUUCCUUGUAGGGAAGAUGUUUACAAUCUUAGCAAAAUGGAAUGUUGGCAGCAGAUCAAAUUACAUUUUUAAUACACCUAAUCUUUUUUUUGAGGGUUUUUAAAAAACCAUUUAAUACUGUUAUUUUUAAUUUUUAAUUGGCUGUUAAUGCCCAGACCUGGCUUUCGUGUGGCCUUAAAGGUAAAAAAUAUAUACAUACAGUAUUUGUCAGCAAUAAAAAGUACAUGUAUUAUUGUUGCUGAACACCCGCGAUGCUUAACCCCACAGAGAGAUGCAGCCACAACGGAAGGGAAGUGUCUGUUAUUUCCUCCAUUAGUCUAUUUAAAACACAUUUAUAAACGAAUGAGAUGUUGUAUGCAAAGUGGUUUUUCAUAACGUGCAAUGGUGCUCUUAUAAUAGUUGUGUUAUGAAAGCUAAUGUGUAAUUGGAAUCACAGGUAUGCUCUUGAUUCAUAUUGGAUCUGAAGUUAAGCUACUGUAGCCCUAAACUAACUUUUCGGUGAUGAUGUUUAAUAAUAUGUCCCAGGACUUUUAAAAGCUUCACAGGUAAAUGUAAUCUCAUUAACGGUAUUUGGGUAUCAGAGUUCAGCUUUACUAAAAAUGGCCCUGAAAUGACUGAUGGAGGUAACUGCUGGAGGGUUAGUAGCAGUUUUUAAUCAGAAGGUGGCAGUAUGGGGUUAACUAGAGGAACUUUGCAGCCCCAAAUUGGGCCACCCUCCUGUGUUUUUUAAUGUUUCACUAGUUGUGUAUCUGAUGCAAAUUCCAGAGCUCUACGCAGAAGACAUUUUGACUUUUAAUUGUUAUACUGGCUAUUCAGUUCAUUUUCCAUGUUCAUUACAUCCUCCUGUGUUGUACAAUGUGGGCCUUGAAUCAUCACUUCCAACGUGUUUGCAUUUCAUGGGCGUUAUAAAGGAAAACUUUGCAAUGAUAACGCUGUUCUUGUAAGGGUUUUUACUCUUAUUUUGGUGUAAAUCUUUUCUCAUGGUCAGGGAAAUCUAUCUCAAUAAUGUAUUUUUUCCCUGUCAAAUAAAACCUUUGUUAAUGAAUUAUA